This is a messenger RNA of Daphnia pulex (common water flea), 2503 nucleotides long. RefSeq lists its product as uncharacterized. The coding region runs from base 456 to 929 and encodes 157 amino acids. The transcript is spliced from 9 exons. The record is from RefSeq and is a predicted model, not a curated record. NCBI's taxonomy places the organism in Eukaryota, Metazoa, Arthropoda, Branchiopoda, Diplostraca, Daphniidae.
UAAGAACCUGGCAACGGUGGUCAAAAAGCGGGAAAAAAAACUGAGCAGACGACGUGGAAAUUUCAGAUUGAAACUAAAGCAAAAUUUGCUACAUUUUACAACUUUUAAUCUAAACAAUUGAAUUGAAAUGAGUGAAUACCCGCCCUACCUCUGCCCAUUAUGCGAGGAACACCACCACUAUCUGACUGAAAACUGCCACAAUGUAGAAGCUCAGGAGGAACAAGAAGAGGAGAACUCAGACGGGGAGCAAGAUUUUGACUGGGAGGAAGAAGGUCACCAACAAGAUUGGGGAGAAGAACUUUUCGAUGUCAAUUAUCACUAUGGAGAUGAAAUUCAAUGUUCAAGUGAAGAAAAAAACUAAGCAGACGACGUCGAAAUUUCAGAUUGAAAAAAAAAAGCAAAAUUCUGUGUCUCUAAAUCUCUAAAUCUGUCUCUAAAUCAACUAGUCAAUUGAAAUGAGUGACAUAUACGCUCCUUACAUGUGCACUGAAUGUGAUGAGUGGCAUCCCCACCUGACAGAACAAUGUCCGAACGUGCAAACUCAUGAGGGAGAAGAAGAAAUCAAUUCUGAUGGUGAACAGAACUUCGAUUGGGGGGAGGAUGGUGUCCAACAAAACUGGGAUGAAGAAACGGAAGAUUUUGAUCAUUACUAUGGUGAUGAUAUUGUUGUAGAAGAUUUCAGCGAUGAUGGGUUAGGAGACGUUGAAACUUCUUUUUCGACAAUUGAUCUGGACAGUGAAGAGGAUGAGGAUUUGGAUUUUGUUGAAGAGGAGGAAAUAAAAAGGAAACGAAUGAGCGACGGAGAAGGGCCGCAAUUUAAACGGCCAAAACAACUCAAGAUGAAGAGGAGGAAGAAAAUUCCGAUGGUGAGCAGAAUUUUGACUGGGGAGAUGAGAGUCAUCAACAAGAUUUUGGAGACGAAACCUUAGACCUCGAUGCUCGAUCAUCACUAUGGUGAUGAAAUUGCUCAAGAUGCUUUCAGUGAUGAUGACGGGUUGGCAGACCUAGACAUUUCUUUUUCUUCUACAAUUGAUCUCACAAUGGACGAGGAAAUUAAUUUGGUUGAAGGUAAAUUUUAAUUUAAAAUUAUUAUUGUUAAAAACUAAUUUUUAUGUUUGAAUUUAAGAGGAGGACAAGAAGAGAAGAAUGAGUGAUGGUGAUGUCCCGAUGCAAUUUAAACGGCAAAAACUACACUAGUAGCCUACUGCUACAACUGUAGUAGUUUUCUACCAUUCCGUUGAGAAAAGACAUUACCCUAAUCCCCUCAGAAAUUCCAUUGUUUUUGUGUUUUUUCUUUCUCUCUCUUUUUUCACUACUAAAUCAUUUUCUCUCAAUAAACUUGUACUUUCUACCAUUAUUGUUAAAUCAAAUUUUGAGUUUAAAGAAACUUUUGAAAAACAAUUUCUCCCUUGUCUCCUUUUGGUCCAAUCGGCUUUUUUUCUUUGAAGAACUCGCAAUUAGAUGUAUUAUUUUAAUGCCUUGUAUGAAAUUACAAAUGAGUUUCAAAUAGUAAAUAACAUGUAGGCCUAUGCAAUAAAGUGGUUCUAUAUUUUUAGUGUGCUACUUAAACAUUUUUCUCGAGUUUCAGUUCGUUACUCAUUUAAGAUAUUUGAAUUAUACAUAAUAUGAAUUAUCUAUCUAAAUCAAAAAAUUUAUUCAAUUGCAUCACUACAACUGCAGUUGAAAGAGAUAAGACCUAUCACGAUAAUACCCAGUUAGUAUUCAACGACAAAAGUUAUGGUAAUUCACUAAUUCGUUGACAAUUGCCAAAACUACAUUUAGUUUAUCAAAUUAUGUCGUCACCAGCUUUUAUUAGUUCCGCUACAGCUUUAAGCAAUCGAAGCAAUCUCACAGAAAAAAUUCCUUGGAUUUACCCGUGGCAUGCCCAAAUGUUCAGAAUUUUAGUUAGAAAGUUUGACCAUUAUACUCGGAUUAGUCUCCAAUAAAUAAAGAUUUGAACUAUUAGACAGACGCAUAAACACGAUAAAAACAUUUUUAAACAACGGCCUUUUAAUCACACAACAACAUUCUUUUUCUUACUAAGUACAAGAAAUUUAGAGAAUAAGAUUCAAAAUACAGAAGAUGGUGGAUUCUUAAUUGUACAACGGUAUUACAGCGUUGUAGCUGAUUAUGAGUAGAGAGUACAGUUACCAUAUUAUGCUUGUAAACGACGGAAAGAGAAAUGUUUGCCAAACAAGAAAAGGUGAUAAUGUAGUAGUUAUUAACUCCAAACUAAAUUAGAAGUAGACUGCGAUAAACUGGUUAGAAGUAUAUAUUCCCAGAGCAGGAGGAUAGGAAAAGAAGAGAAACAUAAAGACGGGGAGAGAAGACAGAGAGUAAAACAUUUAGUCAGAAAUCAGAAAUCGGAUAAGCCAACAUUCCGAACCCGAAUAACACUCAGAAAUUUGUAAUUUUUUAUUUAACACGUGAUGUAAAAAUUGAUACGAUCCCGGAUGCUAAAUUUAAUGAAGCAAGAACACAACUUCUGAUCUUCAUAACAAAA